Arachis ipaensis is the source of this 945-nucleotide messenger RNA. RefSeq lists its product as uncharacterized. NCBI's taxonomy places the organism in Eukaryota, Viridiplantae, Streptophyta, Magnoliopsida, Fabales, Fabaceae. The record is from RefSeq and is a predicted model, not a curated record.
AUGUCGGGUAGUGUACCUGUGUUGAGGACGAGUCCUGUUCGAGUAGGUGGGCAAUUGGAUGAUUCUACAGCUUAUUUCCAUCACUUGUUUUGGACAUUUCCACCAUGUGUUGAGGCAUUUCGACAUUGCAAGCCGUUGGUUAGUGUGGAUUGGACCCACCUAUACGAAAAAUACGGUAGUACACUGCUUAUCGCGAUUGCACAGGAUGGCAACUCCAACAUCAUCCCUAUUGCUUUUGCACUUGUGGAAGGUGAAAAUGCGGAGUCGUGGUCAUUCUUUCUAUCCCACCUUCGAGCUCAUGUGACGCCUCAACCGGGUAUACUUGUCAUAUCAGAUAGGCACAAUGGGAUAAAGGCUGCGUUGGAGGCUCCUGAUGGGGGAUGGCUUCCGCCUACUGCAUAUAGGGCGUUCUGCAUCCGUCACGUGGCGGCUAAUUUUGCCCUGACUUUCAAGGGGAAGGAUGCAAGGAGGCUGUUAGUGAAUGCUGCAUAUGCAAAGACAGAGGUCGAAUUUCAAUACUGGUUUGACAUCCUGAGAACGUUUAAUCCUACGAUGUGCGAUUGGGCUAAUCGAAUUGAGUAUGCACAUUGGACUCAACAUCGGGAUGAAGGCCGUAGAUUUGGGCACAUGACUACAAACAUAUCUGAGUGUGUGAACUCGAUCCUAAAGGGUGUUAGGAACCUUCCGGUGUGUGCAUUGGUGAAAGCCACAUAUGGGCGGUUGGCCGAGCUAUUCGUUCGUAAGGGAAAAGCGCCCGAGGCACAGUUAGGCACUGGGCAGCAGUUCAGUCAGCAUCAGCUUAAGGCGAUCGAGGCCAACCUGAAGGCCUCAAGGUGCUUCACUGUGAUGCAGUACGACAGGGACAACUCAAAGCACUUCAUUAUCCAUGCCGACAUGCGUGGUCAUGCUGUGCAUAUGCCACGUCGGGCACGGCCUCGUCCAUGA